Nestor notabilis (Kea) is the source of this 624-nucleotide messenger RNA. RefSeq names its product CD8b molecule (gene CD8B). Gene Ontology annotation, molecular function: coreceptor activity; MHC class I protein binding. Gene Ontology annotation, biological process: regulation of immune response. Gene Ontology annotation, cellular component: cell surface. NCBI's taxonomy places the organism in Eukaryota, Metazoa, Chordata, Aves, Psittaciformes, Psittacidae. The record is from RefSeq and is a predicted model, not a curated record. The transcript has 5 exons. The coding region runs from base 1 to 624 and encodes 207 amino acids.
AUGGCCCGGCUGUGGCUCCAUCUCUGCAUGUGCCUCCAGCUCCCAGGUUUCUGUACAAAUGUCCUUUUAACCCAGACUCCAGAGCAUAUCGUAGCCCAGGCUGACAACGAAACAGAACUGCUGUGUGAGCUGCGCAGGGAGCAUGCCGGGGUGUACUGGUACCGCUGGAGCCAGGAGAAGCAAAACUUCCAGUUCUUGAUGUUUUUCAGCCUGUUGGGCAAAGCCACGUACGGCACAAACAUCAGCCAGGAGAAGUUCAGUGUCCAUGGGGCGAGCUCCCCCACCUCCUACAGCCUGCGCAUCAGCCACCUCCAUGCCUCGGACAAUGGGAUCUACUACUGCUCCAUCUCCCAGUCCUCCCAGCUCCUCCUGGGCACUGGGACACGGCUCAGUGUGGUUGACGUUUUGCCUCUGCUUCCAAAGACCACGCAGACACCCCUCUCCAAAAAGCCCCUGCGGUGUGUGACCAAGAGCAAAUCUCCCAUCAGGAAAGGUGCCUGCAGCCCCCUGGUCUGGGUCCCACUGGCCGCCACCGUCCUGGUCCUCCUGCUGAGCCUGGUCCCCGUUGCCCAUCGCUUCCACCGUAUGAAGCGGAGGCUGUGGCUUCGGAUCCACAGGCAGUAA